Molecule: messenger RNA, 318 nt
Organism: Ilex paraguariensis (yerba mate)
Lineage: Eukaryota; Viridiplantae; Streptophyta; Magnoliopsida; Aquifoliales; Aquifoliaceae
Source: the annotation of a GenBank genome assembly
AUGGUUGACUCCAUCACAGGAAGCUACGCCAACACCCUUGUUAAGGUGGCAAAUUCCAAUGGAACCCUAAAAGCCACCUCGGCUGACAUUGAAAAGGUGGAGAAAUUCUUCUCCGACCCUGAAGUCUUCUACUUUUUCUCAAAUCCCACUGUCAACAUUGCCAAAAAAGUGAGGUAUGGAAAUGGGGCUUCAAAGUUGAUUGAUAUGAGUGUGAAGAAACAACUUGAAGAGAUUGCUGCUCAACUUGUGAUGUUCAACUCGCUGUUUCGGACAUGCUCCAGAAGGGGGUCAAAUCAUGACCUAGUCAGGUUUGAAUAA